GCCACGGCUGAGGAGGGGGCCAAGCGGGGAAAAGAGAGGGAAAAGAGCCGGGAGCGAGGCGGACGAGGGCGAGGGGACGGCGCGGUCCCGGCCGGCCAAAGGAGGCUCGCAGGAGCGGCAGCCCGCCGCCCGACCGCAGCGGGAUUGUGACUAUUGAUCCAGAAGACUAUUGAUUUCAGGAACUGAUUGGAAAGAUUGGCUCUGCCACUAACAGCCAUGUAACCUUGGAUAUGGAAGAAAGCAGCAGCAUUGCCAUGUUGGUGUCAGAGAUUGGAGAGCAGGAGUCUGUGUUAACUGCUGAAGGAGUCCUCAGUCCUUCCUCGGAAGUUGACGAACAAAGAAAAGCCAGAGCGGAUCCAUUGGUCCAUGUUAUCCAGAAGUUAAGCAAGAUAGUAGGGCAUGAAAAGUCACAAAAAUGUCUUCUGAUUGGGAAAAAGCGCCCACGUCCAAGUGUGAUGCCGCAGUCUCUUGAAACCCCAGAGAACUGUGAGAUUCCAGCUAAAGCAGCAGAGUCCCCUGCUGCUGAGGUUAGGAAAGCUCAGAUGUCACAAGCAAAUUCCACUCCAGACUCUCUUGCCUCAGCUGAUGGAAAGGCUAUGUCCUACCAGUGUAGCCUUUGUAAGUUCCUGUCAUCAUCCUUUUCUGUGUUGAAAGAGCACAUCAAACAGCACGGGCAGCAGAACGAUGUGAUGCUAAUGUGCUCAGAGUGCCACGUCACCUCCAGAAGCCAGGAGGAGCUCGAAGCUCAUGUGGUGAAUGAGCACGAAAACAGUGCCAACAGUCAUGCCCAGUCUAGCUCCCAUGUGGGAGCCAUUGAAAGAAAGGGUGAGACGGUGGUAGACAUCCCAGUGAGCAUGGGCAGUCCACAGACCCAUGCUGUCCAAAGUGCGGCUGUGGCCGAGGCAGGCAGGAGGAAGUGGUAUGCCUAUGAGCAGUAUGGCAUGUACCGGUGUUUGUUCUGCAGCUACACCUGCGGCCAGCAGCGGAUGUUAAAGACACAUGCUUGGAAACAUGCAGGGGAAGUUAACUGCUCCUAUCCAAUCUUUGAGAAUGAACACGAGCCCCUCGGCCUUCUGGCUUCCUCUGUGUCUGCUGCACCUGGUGGGGUCGAUGCAGUUGUCAUUGCUAUUGGGGACAGUGAGCUAAGCAUCCACAAUGGGCCAUCUGUACAAGUACAGAUUUGCAGCUCUGAGCCACCCUCAUCUUCAUCUCCUUUAGACCAGAGCACAGAGGAGGGAGUACACCUAAGCCAGUCAGUCACCUUGGAGCCUAACGAGGAGGAAAUGCUGGAGGUGAUGUCUGAUUCCGAGGAGAAUCUGUUUGCUGAUAGUUUGCUCUCAUCGGCACAGAAAAUCAUUAGCAGUAGCCCAAAUAAAAAAGGUCACGUGAAUGUCAUUGUGGAACGGUUGCCAAGUGCUGAGGAAACCCUCCCGCCAAAACAUUUCCUCAUGAAUGCUGAAAUGGAAGAGGGCAAGGACCUGAGUCCUGCUGAAGCCCAGACAGGGUGUGGAGGACCAGGAGAUAUCUACCAUGCUGAUAAGUGUACUGUUGACAUUGGGGGGGUGAUCAUCGGCUGGAGCAGUGCAGAGAAGAAGGACACUGAGCUGAGCAAGGGCCUGGCUACUGAUGAGAAUGCGCCGCCAGGGCGGAGAAGGACAAAUUCGGAGUCUCUCAGGCUGCACUCCUUAGCUGCAGAAGCCCUUGUCACCAUGCCGAUAAGAGCUGCUGAACUAACGAGAGCCAGCCUUGGGCAUUAUGGGGACAUAAACCUUUUAGAUCCAGACACUGGACAAAGGCAGGUCAGUGGGCCCUUGGCAGCAUACUCCAAAAAAAUCAUGUCUCCUCUUAAGAACUCUUCAGAUGGAGUAACAAGUUUUAACCAAAGCAAUUCCACUGUGGUAGCGCUCCCAGAGGGAAGGCAGGAAUUGUCAGACGGUCAAGUUAAGACAGGCAUCAGUAUGUCCCUUCUUACCGUAAUAGAAAAACUGAGAGAAAGGACAGACCAAAAUGCAACAGAUGAUGACAUUUUGAAAGAGUUGCAGGACAAUGCCCAGUGCCAGCCCAACAGUGAUGGGAGUUUGUUGGGGUCCAGUGUGGUGGAGUACAUCCCAGAUGCUGAGCGGCCCUACCGAUGCCGCCUGUGCCACUACUCGAGUGGCAACAGGGGCUACAUCAAGCAGCACCUGCGUGUCCAUCGACAGAGGCAGCCUUACCAGUGUCCUAUCUGUGAGCACAUAGCCGAGAACAGCAAAGACUUGGAAAGCCACAUGAUCAACCACUGUAAGACCAGAAUACACCAGUGUAAGCAGUGCAAAGAGUCUUUCCAUUACAAGAGCCAACUAAGGAAUCAUGAGAGAGAGCAGCACUGCCUGCCCAACACCUUGUCAGUGUCUUCGAAUGAGCCAAGAAUUUCCCGUGAUGCCGCUGGUGGAAAGUGUGUUCAGGAAGGGAGCAAGUCUUCAACCCAGAAACAGUAUAGGUGUGAUGCGUGCGAUUACACAAGUACAACAUAUGUCGGAGUCAGAAACCACAGACGAGUCCAUAACUCAGAUAAGCCAUACAGGUGCUCCUUAUGUGGGUAUGUGUGCAGUCACCCCCCUUCCUUGAAGUCACACAUGUGGAAACAUGCAAGUGACCAGAACUACAACUACGAGCAGGUUAACAAGGCCAUCAACGAUGCAAUCUCACAAAGCGGCAGAGUUCUGGGGAAAUCUCCUGGGAAAACGCUCGUAACCAGCAGUGAAGAGAGAACUGACCCUACCACAGGCAGUCCAGAAAACUUGGCAUCGUCCUCAGACCUGCCUUCUCAGCCAUCUGGUGAAGUCAUAGAUGUCAGUGAGUUUGAGAAACCGGGCCCCACAGGCAGCAGCUCUGACAUCUCUGGAAGGAGCUGCAACCUGACGGCACCGGGCACCGAGUACUGCGUGUUGCUCUUCUGCUGCUGCAUCUGCGGCUUCGAGUCAACCAGCAAGGAAAGCCUCCUCGACCACAUGAAGGAGCACGAGGGGGAGAUCGUCAGCAUCAUCCUGAACAAGGACCACAGCACAGCCCUGAACGCCAGCUAGCCGCGACGGUCAGGGAGGGACCCUCUGAACCGCAGGUCAGCCUCAGUGCCAUCACUAGCUCACGGAAACCAAGGCGGCAGGCGGCAUGGCUGGUACUUCGGUGCUUGAGUGACGAUACUGAGCUGUGACCCUGUGUGAGCCUCUGUCGUCCCUUCUUAGUGUCAAGCGUUUGACUAAAAGCUUACUUAGUUCAGAAUCUGCAAAUAGAUGAGUUGAGAAGGCCCCCAGAGCUGCACUGGCUAGCACUGCAGUGGCUGGGGCUCGUGGGGAAAGCAGCAUAUGGAAAAGGUUAGUUUAUGCUGUUGCCAGCGGCUAGAGCGCUGUGAAAUAAGCAGCACGGAGAUUUCCGCUCUCUCGAGAGCAGUAGGGCUGUGGGGCUGUGGGAUGGGCUUCAUAAAUCUUUUCCCUGUGUUGAUAGGAAUUUAUCGCAGACUCAGUAUAGGGUAGGUCCUUGACUCCCUGAGAAAGAAGGAAGAGAUAACCAAUUCACUCUGGAUUAUAAAUACUCGAGAAGUAAAUUAUUCUUUCAAAUUGAUAGUGACUCCCCACAACUCCCAGAUGAAAGCUCAGGAUCACAGAAAUGGGUCCUUUUAGAGGUCAGUGUGAACAAGCCAGGCCUACUCCUCCACAUUUAAACAGCCACACAUACCUCGACCACCACCACCAGCAGUUACCUGACAGCCUACUCAAGCAGCAGAGGACAGACAGAGCCUGGCACUGCAUCACAUAGCCUAAGCAAUAGUUUGAGUGCCAAGGUAAGAAUCUUUGGGGAGGCUGGGUGUGGUGGCACAGGCUGUAAUCCACACCUGUGCUUCUGAGCGGAGAUAGCAGGUUUGAGGCCAGCUGGGGCUAACAGAACUGGGCCUUGUGAGAUUAAAGAAGUGAGGAAAGUGAGGGCUGAAAGUCAGGUGUCUCAAAACUAGCAAAGCUAUUGAGACUUUCCCUCAGAGUUUAGGAGUUUAGUUACAUUUAACAGAACAACCCAGGUGACUAAAAUACAGUACAACUUCAUUCUAUUUUUUAAUCAGAGACAGGUGGUUCGUGUAUUCAGGAGGUAGAAGUAGGUGGAUUUCUGAAUUUGAGGCUAGCCUGGUCUACAUAACAAGUUCCAGGCUAGCCAAGGCUUCAAAUUGAACUCCUGGCUCUAAACAAAACUAAACAAAAUAAUUUCAAAAAAGACUAGAGAGAUGGCUCAGCAGUUUUGAGCACUGACCGUUCUUCUACAGGACCCACGUUUGAUUCCCAGUAAACACAUGGUGGCUCACAGCCAUCUGUAACUCCAUUUCUGGGGUCUGGUAUCCUCUGGCCUCCUCAGGCACCAAGCACGCAUGUGGUACACAGACAGAAUUCAGGCAAAACACUAAAAGAAAAUAAAGUCUCUUAAACAGCGGAAUUUUAAUGAGAAAUUUGGAGAUCUGGUAUGUGGCUUAGCAGUUGAGCACCACUGUGUGUCUAGCCACAAUAAAAAAAACACAACAAAAGCGAUUUCUUGUCAGAAACACCACUUGGCAAGUGGCUAGUAUAUUUCUAAAAGAAUCCGUUUGUUUAGUGUGCAAGAAAACAUACUGAAAUCUAGCUCAGUACAUUUGUGCUAAAGUAUAUAUCACACAGAUGUGACCUCAUUAGUUGUAUGCUUUGUACCAUUAUUUCAAAGGGUGAGGCGAACAGGGUGGUGUUUUUAUAGCUCUGAUCACUUAACUGUUCCCUUAAAGCAGAUCUGCAGUGCCGCUAAUGUAGGUGAUCUUCACACACCCAGAGUCUAGGCGCAGCUCAUGGAAGGAGAGAGUCCGUGGGUGUUGACAAGCCUUACAGCUUUUGUUCCCAAAGUUCUGUGGUCCAGAAAAUGAGUUCCUAGCUUUCCCAUGGCAUUGGGGCUGUUGUAUGGGGCCAGGCAUGUGGAAACACAGUCCCAUUGGUUUUGUCUUUGUCCGUCACUCAUUUUUAUGACACUAUUUAAAGAAAAUUGACUAAAAUUUUGCCAUUCUUUGGUUUUGGGAAGCCCCCCCCUCUCUUUUUUUUCCUUUUUUUUGGGGGGGGUGGGAGGGGAGUGUCUUUCUGUAUAGCCCUGGCUGACUUGGAACUCACUAUGAAGAACAGGCUGGUCCUAAACCCCGCUUGCCUCGGCCUCCUCUAAGUGCUGAGACUAAAGGCAUGCCCCUGCACCUGGCCAAGCUAGGCUUAAUUUAUUUGUGAAAGUUAAUUCAUUUCAGAUACAUAGAUUUAAAAAAGAAAGUGAAUCUAUAGAUGCUAAAUAGAUUCCCCUAAAUUUACUCUGUAUGGAUUUAGAUAAAUUUUCUCAUAUUUUCACAAUUAAAACAUUUAUAUUUAAUGCCAAAUACAAAUAAUUUCCAUGUUUCCAUUUUUAUUACCCUCUGCUGUUGUGCACACCAGCUCUGUUCAUUUUGCUGUUAGUCUAAACAGUAGUAGCCUUCAGUGAAUUUUCUGUGGCUUUAAUUUUCCAGAAUCGUUUAAAAAAUAAUAAUAACCUAAAGUAUCCCACCAUUCCAGCAGUGUGGCUCCUCAGAAAUGCUUCCUAGUCUCUUGAGAGCACAGGAUUACAAUCAUGAGUCUAAACUCCCGUACCCUAUGGGAAAAAAUUAACCCAAAGGCAGUAGCAGAGGCAUGUAUGUGUGGUUUGUCAUUGCUGGGGAGAUGCUUACACAGUCGGGCAGCAGUCAGAGCAGCGCGCUGACCACUGCUGAGAGCCUGGGCGCGGGCAACCCUCUUCUGUCUUCUGCUCUGACCGCCUGCGCUGCUAAGAUCAACUGGGAAAUACUGCUUUAAAAACAGUUACUGGAUUCAGUAAACAUGAGGCAGAGAGGUGGUGGCCGUGAGCCUUCUAAAUACUGUUUUAGGACCUUAUCGUUUUAUCCUUUGCUGUUGAGCAUAGGGAUCUGGCAGCUGCCCUCACUGGCCUGUUAACAGCCACAUGCUUGUUCAGUUUCUCUGUGGCUAAACCACACAGCGCAAUGAUACCAGCUGAAGCUUUUGCCCUGAACCCUUCAGUCCUGUCUAAGGUUAGCGUUGGUGGCUUUGUAAUUACUCUUUCCUUCCUCACAAAACAAAUGAGAGCAUCGUGUUUACAUCACAUCUCCACAGCGUACAUGGCUUGACAGAGACCAACAGGCUUCUCUGUUUCUCAGUUUCAUAAACACUUAUUUAAUCCUUUAUUAAAUUGUACAGCGAGGUGCUCAAAGUAAUAGGCUAUAAAUAUAUUUAAUAGAAACUUGAGUUUGACAUUCAUGGGCAUAAAGAUGUGUCUUUUUUUAAAAAGAACUAAGUAUUGUGUAACACUAUGGCCAUGCUUCUGUCGCCAAAGUUGAGAAACUUCUGGAACACCACGUAAAAAGCAACAGCUGAUUCUGAUACUGUAUCAUUAAAAUGAUUGGCAUUUGGUCACAUUAUAUUGCGCAUCCAGCUACAAGCCUUAAAGCCAACACUCUAGAGUUGUUUUGUGGUAGAACAGGCCACCUCUUCAGAAGAGCGCAGAAAGCUCUCUGGCACCUCAACCUUCAGAAGAACUGCAAAAUUAGAAUAAUUUAUUUUGCUUUAUAGGAGUUUGUCAUGUAUUGACUUAAAUACUGUAUUUUGGUAAUAAACUUUUUUGUUAAAAACACUUGUUUCUAAGUUUUAUUAGCAGCACACAUCCAUUGGGUUUAUUGAGUUAGAAACUUGCAUUUAAAUCAUUGAAAGUGUCCCAAGAGCUGAUUAGGCUUUAUGGUUAGGCUCUGGGCUUCUUCCUUAUGAAACAGUUCUUUAUCUUGCACAGCAGCCAUGGCAGUGUUUUCAGUGCUGCUAUGUGGGUGCUAGCUCCCUUACAGAAAACUCUUCUGAAGGCUGGUGACUACAAGGUUGGGUUUAUACUUUGAUCCUCUUGUGAUCUAUUACCAAAUAAUCCUUUGACCCUGGAUUCACCGCAGAGGUCAGGGUGCUGUCACCUGACGGCAGCAGUUUGUACCCUAGAAUCCCUGGCCCUCCCAGCCAGAAGUGACUAAAACCAAGCAUUUCUCCUCGAUAGUUGUAACCCCUUGUACUGGUCCCUGUAGGGUGAUGUGGUCCAGUCUCUUACCUCUCAAGGACCAGAUCUCAACACUGUGCCAUGCAAGUUAGUUGUGGAACUCACAGCCUGGCGAACUUAGAUCCAGAUCACAGGGUCCCCUGUGACAGCCAUAGCCAUGUGACCAUGAGCAGUUGAGAUGGGAUUUGUGUUCGAAGUGGGAAACACAACAGUUGAAAUGAUUUAGUACAAAGAAAUGUAAAGUUAUCUCAGCAGUUUUAUAUGUUAACUGUGUUAAAAUAUUUUGGGUAUAUUGAGUUCAAUAAAACACGUUAAAGUAA
Meriones unguiculatus (Mongolian gerbil) is the source of this 7403-nucleotide messenger RNA. It is a transcript of the gene Znf507, whose product is annotated as zinc finger protein 507. Gene Ontology annotation, biological process: regulation of gene expression. The transcript is spliced from 7 exons. Gene Ontology annotation, cellular component: nucleus. NCBI's taxonomy places the organism in Eukaryota, Metazoa, Chordata, Mammalia, Rodentia, Muridae. The record is from RefSeq and is a predicted model, not a curated record. Bases 231 to 3065 code for a protein of 944 amino acids.